UUCUGGAAUGGGAAUGUGUGAGAAUCACCUGACCAAACAAACGCGCCGGAAUCAACUACAGUAGUUGUAGGAAUCGCUUGACCAAACAAACGUGUCCCGUGCGGAAUCAUUUUUCUGCGAUCGAUAAAAUAACUCAAAAAUGCCUGGUAAAAAGCGGGGGAUGGCGGCAAACACAGCACGUCCAAAACCUCACCAGGUUUCCAUAGUGAACGUGACCCACCAUGUACACGCGUGUGCACCAAACAAAAAUCAAAGUAAUCACUGCUGUUUUUUUUGUUGAAGACAAGAGCUUGCCGGUCAUGGAUGUACACGACCAAGAACUACUUUUGGCCGUUCUUCCGAUCAUUGUUUUCGAGUUUCUUUGGGACGAUGAUGACGAUGAUGAUGAGGCCGAGGAAGAUAUUCUUGUACCGCUGCUCCUCGCCAUUCUUGGGCUGAGGGAGAAAAGGGACUCCGUUCCACGCAUCGCGAACUAUACGGAAUUAACAGUGACAUUAUUCAAUGAUAAGGACUUCCACGAGCUUUUCCGCAUGAGACGCGGCCCGUUCGAACUCCUGACAGAAAUAUGUGCAAACUGCAACGGUGUUCUGCCUCUCACGCAUAUUGCUGGCGGUCGUGUGCCUACAACUCCAACGAAGCACCUGCUCAUUACGCUAUGGAUUUUGGGAAACCAAUGCUGCAUUCGUGAUGUUGCGGACCGAUUUGGUGUCUCCAAAUGGACUGUGUGGACCGUCAUUCGUCGGGUGUGCACCAUCUUGGUGAAUUAUCUUGCACCAAAGUUCAUAAAAUGGCCAACAGGGGCACGAGUGAAGACAGUUUCGGAAGGUUUUGAAGCGAUUGCAAAACUGCCCGGGGUCAUCGGAUCUAUCGACGGAUCUCAUAUGGAAGUGAAGCCCCCAAGCGACGACAUGGACAGCUAUGGAAAUCGUCUGUCCUACUACAGUAUGGUUGUUCAAGCAGUAUGUGACAGUGAGAUGGUAUUCACAAACUGCUUUGCCGGAUACCCUGGGUCAGUGCACGAUGCUCGUGUCCUGCGAAGUUCGGAGCUGGGCCUUGAAGCUGGAGCGCACCAACCUUUGCUAUUUGCCUCCGAAACAUAUAUCAUUGGCGAUUCUGCCUAUCCGUUGGAGACCUGGCUGAUGGUUCCUUUCAAACAACAAGGUGGUCAUGCAUUUACCUGGCAGCAAGGUGUGUACAACCAUGCCCACGCUGACACAAGGAAGGUUAUCGAGCGAGCCUUUCGCCUGUUGAAGUGCCGUUGGAGGAAGCUACAGAUGAUCGACCUCGACUGUGCGGAGUACUACCCGCAGAUCAUUGUGGCAGCGUGUGUGCUGCACAACUUUUGCCGACUCCAUGACAUUGACGAUGUGGCAUUUCUCCAAGCACCAUGCGAGAACGCUGGGGCAGCCAACAACCCUGCUCCCCUUGAUGCACCUGUGUUUGCUGCAGAACAGGCUUCUCAGCAGCGACGUCAACAGCUCGUCACCUACCUCUCAUCAUGACCAUUGGAGUCAUGAUACGUGAUGUUCGUCUCAAUCGUCGGGCCUACUCCAAUGCUUUGGUGCCUUUUCGCUCUUGCAGCAUAAUUCUCACCAACCUGGCUUUGUGUUUCUCUUUCCUUAUGCGGUGCCAAGUGAUGGUUGCUUUUCCGAAGCCCUACGUCAAGAAGCAUGUUCCUGUGUGUGUAUGUGUGUGUGUGUGUAUGUGUGAGCGUGCGCGCGUGUGCAUGGUUGUUUGCCACAGAGAAUUGAUUCUUCUUCCUAUUAUAUUCAUCAUUAUAUUUCCCUUUCUUCAUUCCUACCGCAUUAGGAGCUGCAUCUGCGCCUUGAUCCUUGAAGGGUGGUGGCAGACGAUGCUCCCAAUUUGGCCCCAAUCGAGCCUCAUCUGGGAGCCAUAUGGGGACCUUCUGGCAUGCUUGGCUACACUUUCGUCCCAAGUAAUGUAUAAAGCGUAAAAUGGUUCCUAUUUGACCCCAACCGGGCCUAGUCUGGGACCCAGAUGGUGACUUCCCGCGCAUGCUUGGCUACUCCUUCAGCACAAGUAAUUCAUAAAGCAGAACGGAGUCCCAAUUUGGCCAUAAUCGGGGCUCAUCUUGGAGCCAGGUGGGGUCUUUCUUGGCAUGGUUGACUAUUUCAGCAGAUGUAAUCUACGAGAGAGCUUGGAAGCUCAGGGCCCUGCGCUAUGCUUUGUUGCCUAGCUCAUCGUGCAUGUUGGUAGAACUGAUGGAAAUGCUUUUUCCUUUGAUUAGCUACAUCAUUGUAUUGCAAAAACGUUUUAAUGAGAUACUGAAGUAACGUCUUCUGCAUAGCUAUGGAACCGGCGCUGACUCUGCCGUUAACGGGCGUUCUGGAGUCGACGGGAUGUCUGUCCUGACGUUUCCUGGGACCGGCGCUGACUCUGCCGAUCACGGGCGUUCUUCUUCUUCUUAUUAUUAUUAUACUGACGGCAACUAACAUCCAUUCUGAUUGUAUUUACUCGUCUCCCUACUUCGUAUUUCUUUCCAUACAGCAGGGAGUCGUUUACAUAAUAAUUAUGACUCCCUGCUAUACAUCUACAUGACUGUAUAUACGUUAUAAUUAUUAUGCUAUCGGCCUACAUGCGAUUCCCGGGCUGGUCGACAGGCGGCCCAGCCAGCCUGCUAGUGGGAUCUCGGCCUCGCACACAAAUCCACACAAAAUGUUACAGCACUGAAUGCAUUCCCCCGAUACACUUCGCAUAUAUACUCAUUCUCUUGUUGGUACCGUACCCUUGAUGGUACGGGACAGGUACGGGAUAGCGCCAGGCAUUUCGAUGGCACAAACAAACAAAAAUAUCGGGGCCAGCUGUCUUUGCUAGUACGGUACAGUACGGGACAGAUACGGGAUAGCGCCAGGCGUGACACAAACAAACAAACAAACAAACAAAUAAACAAACAAACAAAC
Molecule: messenger RNA, 2921 nt
Organism: Sycon ciliatum
Lineage: Eukaryota; Metazoa; Porifera; Calcarea; Leucosolenida; Sycettidae
Product: putative nuclease HARBI1
Exons: 2
Coding region: 222-1502 (426 amino acids)
Source: RefSeq, a predicted model, not a curated record